Messenger RNA from Lampris incognitus (smalleye Pacific opah), 1120 nucleotides. RefSeq names its product ependymin-1-like. Gene Ontology annotation, cellular component: extracellular region; lysosome. The transcript has 6 exons. Bases 114 to 749 code for a protein of 211 amino acids. Gene Ontology annotation, molecular function: calcium ion binding. Lineage: Eukaryota; Metazoa; Chordata; Actinopteri; Lampriformes; Lampridae. The record is from RefSeq and is a predicted model, not a curated record. Gene Ontology annotation, biological process: cell-matrix adhesion.
UUUGCUGAGCUAUAUAAGCAGCAAUGACUCUGUUCAGAAUCAGAUGCAGUUAUCGCUGUGCUUGCCAUCUCUUUACUUUUUGUUCACCUUGAGUCUCUCUCUGGUCAAGAAAAAUGCACGCAGCCGCAAAACUCUCCAUCUUCAUGUGCUUGAUUGCCACGUCCUUUGCAGAACACCACCGGUCCUGCGAUUCGCCCAAUAUGACAGGCGUGUUAGUAGUGAGUGAUCUACGAAAAGGCAGCACAGUGGCUGCAUAUACAUAUGAUUCUGUGGCCAACAAGCUACGGUUCACAUCAUUUUCGAGUGACACAAUUUACUCUUCACUGAAUUUGGAUGCACUGUUCUUUUUCGAUGAGGGGAUAUUUUAUGAGGUUGACGGCAAAAACCAGAGCUGUGAGAAGAAGUCACUACAAUCAUCCAUCCAUGCCAUGGAAAUUCCCUCAAAUGCCGAGUUCCUAAGUAAUAUGACUUUGGGAAGCGCAACCAUUGCAGAGGAGGGACUAAAGAUGAGCAUUUGGAGAGGGACAGUGCCAGAAACAAAAGCACAUUAUGUGAUGGGUUCAAGUAUGGGAUGUUUGCCUUUCAGCUUUACCUACAUCUCUGAAACCAUACUCAUUUUCAGCAACACGGCAAUUGAGAUGGAGAUUAAGGAUCCUGAUCGCCUCGUGGUGCCCUCUUUUUGCGAGGCGGAGGUUGUGGAAGACACACCUGAGGGGAAAGUAAACUCUUUCUUCAGCCUGUUCCUUUAGAGAGAAUCCCACUGGAGGACCCCCCCCCCAAAAAAAAAAAAACAACCAAACCCCUAUCCGUGUGUGGCCAGCUGAAACGCUUAUCAUUUUUUUCUCCUUCCUGUAUGUGACUUGAGUGUUUUGCAUGAUACCUGCACUGCGUCAUGUUGUCAUAUUUUUUUUAUCUUUCACUCCACUAUCAAGAGAUGGCUUUUGAAUGGAUCAAAUGAAUAAAUGAAUAAAUGUCGAUGUAACUGAGUGGAGACAUGGCGAGCAUGGAAGAAAUAGUCCUUUUUCCUAGCAACACUUGGUGGCUCAACAAGUUGAUACAGCUCACAAAACCUUGUAAGAUAUAAUUAAAAGAAAAAUAAAAUGCCAAAGCUGUUAAUUAA